AUGUCCAAGAAGGGUGGCAGCAGCCGAACCAAGGGGGAGAAGUCUGAUGCCUUAGCCGCCUUGCAAGCUGCCAAUGAGGACCUCCGGGCCAAGCUCACAGACAUCCAGAUAGAGCUACAGCAGGAGAAGAGUAAGGUCAGUAAGGCCGAGCGGGAGAAAAACCAGGAAAUUCGGCAGGUGAAAGAGCACGAGCAGCAUAAAAACACCGUGCUGGUGACGGAGCUCAAAGCCAAGCUCCACGAAGAGAAGAUGAAGGAGCUCCAGGCAGUGCGCGAAGCGCUGCUGAGACAGCACGAGACCGAGCUGCUGCGCGUCAUCCGCAUCAAAGACAAUGAGAACCAGCGGCUCCAGGCGCUGCUCAGCGCGCUCAGGGACAGCGCUCCCGACAAGGUCAAAACCGUGCUGAUUUCCGAAGCGCGGGAGGAGGCCAAGAAGGGCUUUGAGUUCGAGAAGAUUAAAAUGCAGCAAGAGAUUUCGGAGCUCAAGGGAGCCAAGAAGCAAGUUGAAGAAGCCCUGACCAUGGUCAUCCAGGCCGACAAGAUCAAAGCUGCCGAAAUCCGGAGUGUGUAUCACCUUCACCAGGAGGAAAUUUCUCGAAUCAAGAGAGAGUGUGAAAGAGAGAUCCGCAGGCUGAUGGAGGAGAUAAAGUUUAAAGACAGAGCAGUCUUCGUGCUGGAGAGAGAGUUAGGGGUCCAAGCCGGGCAUGCUCAGAGACUUCAACUCCAAAAAGAGGCUUUAGAUGAACAGCUAUCUCAGGUCAAAGAGGCCGAUCGGCAUCUGGGCAGCCCCAAACGAGAGCUUCCUUAUGGCAGUGGUGCAGGAGACGCCUCAGACCACUCAGGAAGCCCUGAACAGCAGUUGGAUGAGAAAGAUGCCCGGCGCUUCCAACUUAAAAUUGCUGAGUUAAGUGCAAUCAUUCGGAAGCUGGAGGACCGCAAUGCUCUGCUUUCCGAAGAGAGAAAUGAACUGCUGAAGCGCCUAAGGGAAGCAGAAAGUCAGUAUAGACCCUUGCUAGACAAAAACAAACGCUUGAGUCGGAAAAAUGAAGAUUUGUCCCAUGCUUUGCGAAGAAUGGAAAACAAACUGAAGUUUGUAACACAAGAGAACCUAGAAAUGAGACAGCGAGCUGGAUCAAUCAGAAGGCCAAGCUCCUUAAAUGACCUUGACCAGAGUCAGGACGAAAGAGAAGUGGACUUCUUGAGGAUGCAAAUGGUGGAGCAGCAGAACCUGAUAGAUGAGCUGUCCAAGACCCUCGAGACAGCAGGAUAUGUGAAGAGUGUUUUGGAACGUGAUAAACUUUUAAGAUUCAGGAAGCAGAGAAAGAAAAUGGCCAAGCUCCCUAAGAAGCCAGUCGUGGAGACGUUUUUUGGAUAUGAUGAAGAAGCAUCCUUAGAGUCUGACGGUUCUUCCAUCUCCUAUCAAACAGACAGAACAGACCAGACUCCCUGCACGCCAGAUGAUGAUUUGGAGGAGGGUAUGGCCAAAGAAGAGACAGAGCUGAGAUUCCGUCAGCUGACCAUGGAAUACCAGGCUUUGCAGCGUGCCUAUGCCUUGUUGCAGGAACAAGUGGGAGGAACCUUGGAUGCAGAGCGAGAAGUUAAGACUCGUGAGCAGCUUCAAGCAGAAGUACAGCGCUCCCAAGCACGAAUAGAUGACCUGGAGAAAGCCCUGGCUGAGCAAGGACAGGACAUGAAAUGGAUAGAAGAGAAGCAGGCUCUCUAUCGCAGAAAUCAAGAACUCAUCGAAAAGAUAAAGCAAAUGGAGACAGAAGAAGCACGACUAAAACAUGAUGUCCAGGAUGUGAAAGAUCAAAAUGAACUCUUGGAAUUCCGGAUCUUGGAGCUGGAGGAGCGGGAAAGGAAAUCCCCUGCUAUCAACUUUCACCAUACACCUUUUGUGGAUGGGAAAAGCCCCCUGCAAGUUUACUGUGAGGCCGAAGGCGUCACGGAUAUCCUUGUGGCGGAGCUAAUGAAGAAGCUGGACAUUUUGGGGGAUAACGCCGUAAGUAAUUUGACCAAUGAAGAGCAAGUCAUUGUCAUCCAAGCAAGGACAGUACUGACCCUGGCUGAGAAGUGGCUCCAGCAGAUAGAAGUGACUGAGUCUGCCCUACAGCAAAAGAUGGUGGAUCUGGAGAAUGAGAAGGAGUUAUUUGGCAAACAGAAGGGCUAUCUGGAUGAGGAACUGGACUACAGGAAACAAGCACUGGAUCAGGCACACAAGCAAAUCCUAGAGCUGGAGGCCAUGCUCUACGAUGCCCUGCAGCAGGAAGCUGGGGCCAAGAUGGCAGAGAUCUUGUCAGAGGACGAGAGGGAGAAGCUAAAGGUGGCAGUGGAGCACUGGAAACGGCAGGUCAUGAGUGAGCUGCGUGAGCGGGAUGCUCAGAUCCUAAGGGAGCGCAUGGAGCUGAUUCAGCAUGCCCAGCAGAGGAUAAAAGAGCUAGAAGAGAGAAUUGAAGCCCAAAAAAGACAAAUUAAGGAACUGGAGGAAAAGUUUUUAUUUUUGUUUUUAUUUUUCUCCUUAGCUUUCAUCCUCUGGUCAUAG
Molecule: messenger RNA, 2541 nt
Organism: Vombatus ursinus (common wombat)
Lineage: Eukaryota; Metazoa; Chordata; Mammalia; Diprotodontia; Vombatidae
Gene: JAKMIP3
Product: Janus kinase and microtubule interacting protein 3
Exons: 21
Coding region: 1-2541 (846 amino acids)
Molecular function (GO): microtubule binding; kinase binding
Source: RefSeq, a predicted model, not a curated record